This is a messenger RNA of Trichoderma citrinoviride, 690 nucleotides long. RefSeq names its product imidazoleglycerol-phosphate dehydratase. Lineage: Eukaryota; Fungi; Ascomycota; Sordariomycetes; Hypocreales; Hypocreaceae. The transcript has 2 exons. Gene Ontology annotation, molecular function: imidazoleglycerol-phosphate dehydratase activity. Gene Ontology annotation, biological process: L-histidine biosynthetic process. The coding region runs from base 7 to 690 and encodes 227 amino acids. The record is from RefSeq and is a predicted model, not a curated record.
ACAACAAUGGCCUCCUCCGCCCCCGUCCGCGCCGCCGCCCUCGCCCGCGACACCAAGGAAACGUCCAUCCAGAUCGCCCUCAGCAUCGACGGCGGCGAGCUCCCCAAGGAUGCCGACCCCAGGCUGCUCGAGAUCGCCAGCCCGCACGCCUCGCAGUCCAGCCCGUCGCAGGUGAUUGCCAUCAACACGGGCAUCGGCUUCCUGGACCACAUGCUGCACGCGCUGGCCAAGCACGCCGGCUGGAGCAUGGCGCUCAACUGCAAGGGCGAUCUCAUCAUUGACGACCACCACACUGCCGAAGACUGCUGCAUCGCCGUCGGCGACGCCUUCGCCAAGGCCCUCGGCAACCUCGCCGGCGUCGCCCGCUUCGGCUACGCCUACUGCCCCCUCGACGAGGCCCUCUCGCGCGCCGUCGUCGACCUGUCCAACCGCCCCUACGCCGUCGUCGACCUGGGCCUCAAGCGCGAGUUCCUCGGCCAGCUGAGCACAGAGAUGGUGCCGCACUGCCUGCAGAGCUUUGCGCAGGCCGCGCGCGUGACGCUGCACGUCGACUGCCUGAGGGGCGACAACGACCACCACAGGGCGGAGAGCGCCUUCAAGGCGCUGGCGGUGGCGAUCCGGAUGGCCACCACGAGGGUUGCCGGCAAGGAGGGCGAGGUCCCUAGCACCAAGGGGACGCUGAGUGCGUGA